AUGGCGCCUUCGCUUCUCUCCACGCUCUCUUCCGCCCUCCUCCUCACGUCAUCCGCGGCCGCUAUCCAGACCUACCAACUCGCCGACAGCUACGACUCGACCAACUUUCUUGAGAAGUUUGGUUUCUUCACGAGCGACCACUCCACCGGGAACUACAACGAUGUUGACCCCACCGGUGGAUAUGUCAGCUACAAGUCGGCAGCAGAUGCUCAGAGCAUGGGUCUCGUAAAGACUGAGGGCGGUGACCUGUACCUCGGUGUCGACUCUACAUCUACCCUCGAUGCCGCUGGUAUCGGCAGAAGCAGUGUAAGAAUCGAGAGUACGGCCAAGUACGGUCAGGGACUUUUUGUCAUCAACUUUUCCCAUCUUCCUAAGCCUGUCUGCGGUGCCUGGCCUGCGGUCUGGACCGUUGGCAACCCCUGGCCCGCUGCCGGCGAAAUCGACAUCGUUGAGACCUGGAACGAGGACAAUGUGAACAAGGUCGUCCUUCACACCGACGGCACGCUCGGCGAGUGCCGUAUCGACGGAACGAACAUGACCGGCACCAUCAGCAAGCCCAACUGCGCAAACUAUGCCGCAGGCCAGUCUGACAACGAAGGCUGCGCCGGUCUUGAUGGCGCUGCCCCCUUUGGAUCCGCCGAGGGAGGAGUUUACGCCAUGCAAUGGACUGACACCGCCAUCCGCGUCUGGGGCUUUACUCACGCCAACGUUCCCGCCGACAUCGCGAGCGCCAACCCGAACCCCGAUGCCUGGGGCACGCCCAGCUUCACCACCAGCACCUGCGCCGCUGACAAGCUGUUCGAGGAGCAGAAGCUCGUGGCCAACAUUGACUUCUGCGGUGUGGCCGGAAACGAUGGUAUCUGGACCCAGACUUGUGAGGCGAAGACUGGUAUGACUUGCAAGGAGUACGUUGCCGCCAACCCGACUGCCUUUGCCGAUGUCUUCUUCAAGAUCAGCUCCAUCAAGUACUACAACCUCAAGGACGGCAACGCCACUGCCUCAGUCAUCUCCAGCUCAGUUGCCGCUUCGACUGUCGCUGCCUCUACCUCUGUCGCGCAGACCGCUGUCGUCAGCUCCGCCCUGUCCACCGCUGUGGCCUCCGAAAAGCCUGUUGCGACUUCUGCCGCCGCCAUUGAGAGCUUGACCACCCGUCUGGCGACCUCCACCGUUUAUGCUACCAACAUCAAGACCAUCACCUCUUGUGCCGCCGAAGUUACCAACUGCCCGGCCCGCGAGACCCCUCAGGUCGUCACCGAGGUCGUUGCUGUCACUACCACCGUCUGCCCCGUCGUCGACGUCCCUACGCAGUUGACCGUCAUCAAGACCGAGGUCCACACCAUCACCUCCUGCGCUCCUGAGGUCACCAACUGCCCCGCCCGACAGACCACUGUCACCAGCCAGGCAGUCAUCCCGACGACCGUAGCCAUCCCCGUCGAGAGCUAUAUCCCCUCGAAGCCCGCCGGCGGCGAUGCCCCCAUCACCGUCAGCUCCCAGGAGCCUGUCGCCGAUAUCACCACGGCUAUCACAACCUACGAGACCAACAUCAUCACAAUCACCUCUUGCGCCGCAGAAGUCACAAACUGCCCGGCCAGGACUUCCACUGUCGUCACAAGCAAGGUCAUUCCUACUACUAUUCCCGGUGUCCCUGCCGUUCCCACCACCGCCGGCUCCGCGAAGCCUGUCGUCACUGGCCAGCCUCCCGCCGAGCAAAUCACCACCUACCUCACUAACAUUGUCACCAUCACCUCCUGCGCUGCCGAAGUUACCAACUGCCCCGCGAGAACCUCUACAAUCAUUACCAGUGCCGUUGUCCCCAAGCCUACCACUGAGGCAAGCCAGAAGCCCGUCCUCACCACCGACGUCCCCACCGUCUUGACCACAUACAAGACCAACCUCGUCACGAUCACUUCCUGCGCCGCAGAGGUUACGAACUGCCCGGCCAGGACUUCCACCAUCGUCACCAGCGAGCUCAUCUCCACCACGGUCCCCAAGCCCGUCACUACCGUCGUCGGUGGAACUGCCGUCUCUGAGAAGCCUGUUCGUGCCACUUCCGGUGCCUCCACCGCCCCUGGCGCCGGUGUUCCUACCGUCGGUGUUCCCGCCUCCAGCAGCACCGUCUCUACCGAGAAGCCCGUCCUCGAGACCCCCGGCGCGUCAGGCACCCCCGGCGGCCCUCCCCCCAUUCCUACGACCUUGGUCGUUGCACCGUCGGAUGGAUAUAACGGCACUCUGACUACCGCCGUGAUCCCUGUCGGAACCGGUUCUACCUCUCCCUGUGUUGGCGCCGCUUGCCCAGCAACCACCACCGGCCCCGUUCAGGCCGGCGCUGGUAAGCUUAGCUCUGGCGGCUUGCUUGCGGCUGUAGCGGCAUUGGCUGUUUUGGUCAUCUAA
Messenger RNA from Colletotrichum costaricense, 2391 nucleotides. RefSeq names its product mixed-linked glucanase. The record is from RefSeq and is a predicted model, not a curated record. Bases 1 to 2391 code for a protein of 796 amino acids. Gene Ontology annotation, biological process: glucan catabolic process. Lineage: Eukaryota; Fungi; Ascomycota; Sordariomycetes; Glomerellales; Glomerellaceae. The transcript has 3 exons. Gene Ontology annotation, molecular function: hydrolase activity, hydrolyzing O-glycosyl compounds.